Molecule: messenger RNA, 492 nt
Organism: Saccoglossus kowalevskii
Lineage: Eukaryota; Metazoa; Hemichordata; Enteropneusta; Harrimaniidae
Source: RefSeq, a predicted model, not a curated record
AUGGUAGAUUAUGCAAUAGCUGGAUCUAAACUCAUUGAGGAAUUUCUGUACUUUAAAGUACAUAAUUUUACUUAUAUGUCAGACCACUGCCAGAUUUCCUGCCUUCUUAGACUUGUUAAAAACAUUAAACUAGAUAGAAUUAGUACAAAUACAAAUACUCUAAAUAAUCUGCCAAAUAGUUAUAUAUGGGAUAAACUAUCAGUGUUUAAUUAUCAAGAUACCCUAGCCUCUAAAGCUAUUCAAGAUAAAAUCAAAACUUUCCUAAAUAAUAAUUACAAUGAAGAUAAAGACAUAAAUAAAGCAGUGGAUGAUUUUAACUCAAUAGUCACCAGUUCAGCUAAUCAGGUAUUUCGUAGGAAAAAUAAUAAAAAUAACAAUAAAAAAUUUAAACCAAGGAAUAACAAAAGAUGGUUUGAUAAGGAGUGUAAAAUUCUCAAAAAAGAUGUAUCUGAAACAGCCAAACUACUUAAUAAAUUCCCUUAUGACCACUAA